Molecule: messenger RNA, 1363 nt
Organism: Amoebophrya sp. A25
Lineage: Eukaryota; Dinophyceae; Syndiniales; Amoebophryaceae
Source: the annotation of a GenBank genome assembly
CGCCAUCCACGAGGACUAGACGAAGUGUCAAGCAUAUCGGGAGAAACUUCAAUUUAGUAGACGAGCAGGAUGACGAUGGACAGGACACGAAACGAAAAGGGCGCACAUCGAGAGAGUCAGGAACGUCAUCAGGCCACGAGCAUCUUCGGGAGUCUAGGACAUCAUCGAGAUCUAGCAGGCAAGAGAGUGCGAGUAGAGGCCGAGACUAUCGCGCAUCUUCAUCUCGUCAGAGAACAUCAAGAGACGAGACAAGCAGUGCAGUGAGUUCACUACUACCUUCGCAAAGGAACGGCGGCGGUCCUCCUCGGGGUGGUACUAGUGGCCGAACAUUCAAGUCCGACUUCCUGUUUGAUAAGAAAGGCAGUUUCAAGACAGGUGUGGGAGGUAAUCGUGCUGGUAGAAAUCCUGCUGCUGGCAAUGUUGGUACAAGAAAUCCUAGGGACCAUCCUACUUCCAAAACGUCGUCUUCUAGGUCCAAAAAUGAUUAUUUCUACUCUUCAAGAGGUGGAGGUGGAGGGAACAAUCCGAAGAAUAAUCAUCAAACUCCCCAACCGCGCGGUCGAGACGAAGGAAGAAGUAUUGAUCGAAGCACCAACAGGAGCUUCUAUGCCGCUCGCAAUGCAUCCUCCAAGCCUUCGUCGGUGAGGAGUAUUUCUUCGAGUGCUCCAAGGUCAGCUGCUGCUAAACGGAGACAAAUGUUGAGGGAGGAGAACGUAGUUGAGGCGACAAAACGUCGUUGGGAUUUGAGAAGACCAAGAGGAAUCCCCUCGGGAGAAGCAGAGGCGCAAGAUGAACAUGGUCCAUGCGGACGAGAAUUUGAUCACAACGAAACUAGUCAACAGAGUCGCUACUUUGAAGAUGAUGAAGGUAACGACGCAGAAGAUGAAGGUAACGACCAGGUGGAGAAUAGAAGAAGCAGAAGUCGUCUUGAUGAUGCAGAAGACCAUGUGGAAAUGGAGCAGGGUCUGGGUCGUGGUCGCAGUAGUGGAAGAGGAAGCGGCGGUCGGGCUCGAGGAGGAGGAGAGCAUUUUGAUGAUGCUGAUCGUGAUUAUCAGAAGAAGUGUCAUGAAGAUUAUAGGCGUGAAGAUUCACGUGAGAGCGGAGAUGAUGCUUCAACAUCUCGAACAAGGAGUCGUCAGGGCUACGGGUACGGACAUGAUGAUCGAGGCGGAGAACAAGUAGGUCUAGGUCAGCCAGAUGAAGGAGUUGAUCAGCAGCAAAUGAACGACGAGGGUGAAGAUUACUAUUCGCCAAACAAGUUUGACAACAGCGAUGAUCACUACAAUGUCAACGACCAACUACUUGAUGACGGCCCAAGAAACGUUCGAGAGGCAGCACAUGAUGAUCCAAACGAAGAACAGAA